GGCAAGCAGGCACCUCUUCACAGGGUGGCAGGAGAGAGAAAAUGCGUGUCAAUCACAGGGGGAAGCCCCUUAUAAAAUCAUCAGAUCUCAUGAGAAUGCACUCACCAUCACAAGAACAGCAGGGGGGAAACCACCUCCAUGAUUCAAUCACCUCCACCUGGUCCUGCCCUUGACCUGUGGGGAUUAUUACAAUUCAAGGUGAGAUUUGGUUGGGGACACAGAGCCAAACCAUAUAAUCCCCCAAAACUCACGUUGAAACCUAACCCCCUGUGCAAUAGUACUAGGAGGUGGGGCCUCUGGGAGGCACUCUGCCUUCAUGGAUGGAUGACUGCCCUCCCAAAAGAGGCUCCAGGGAGCACCCACAUUCCUCCCUUCCACCAUCCAAGGACACGUCUAUGAAUCAUGGGCCGUCACCAGACACUGAGUCUACUGGAGCCUUGAUCUUGGACUUCCCAUCCUCCAGAACUAAAACGUCAGGAGGGAAGCACACAGCUGCACAGGUCGUGCACCGAGACUCCUGCUGCCAGCACCUCCCCCAGCCUGGACUUUGGCUGUGUUUGUAGCCCUGUCCCAGCUCUCCGGGUGGGAAUGGCAGGCUGCGUCCCUCUGCUCCAGGGCCUGGUCCUGGUCCUCGCCCUCCAUCGUGCGGAGCCCUCAGCCACUUCACUGAAGGAACGACAUGGACUCCAUUCUGACUCUGCCUGCACAGGCGUCCAGGAAAGCUUAUUUCUCCCGGCCUCCAAAGCAAACGACGUUCUGGUGAGGUGGAAGCGUGCGGGCUCCUAUCUUCUGGAAGAACUCUUUGAGGGAAACUUGGAAAAAGAAUGUUAUGAAGAAAUCUGUGUCUAUGAAGAAGCAAGAGAAGUGUUUGAAAAUGAAGUAGUCACUGAUGAAUUCUGGAGACGCUAUAAGGGACGCUUCACGACCCCAGCUCAGCGGAUGCCAAACCUCUGGCUCCAGGACCCACGAUGUCUCUCCAGGGAAGGGCGCAGCUCUGACUCUCCCCAAGGACCAGGCGGCUCCCCGUGCAUCUCCCAGCCCUGCCUCCACAAUGGCUCUUGCCAGGACAGCAUCUGGGGCUACACCUGCACCUGCUCCCCCGGCUAUGAGGGCAGCAACUGCGAGCUGGCUAAAAAUGAAUGUCACCCAGAGCGGACUGAUGGGUGUCAACACUUCUGCCUCCCAGGACAGGAAUCCUACACGUGCAGCUGUGCUCAGGGCUACAGGCUUGGUGAGGACCACAAACGGUGUGUGCCCCACGACCAGUGUGCCUGCGGGGUGCUGACCUCCGAGAAGCGUGCACCGGAUCUACAGGACCUCCCGUGGCAGGUAAAGUUAACAAAUUCCGAAGGAAAAGACUUCUGUGGUGGUGUUAUAAUCCGGGAAAAUUUUGUACUGACAACAGCAAAAUGUUCACUGUUACACAGGAAUAUUACUGUAAAAACAUAUUUUAACAGAACGAGCCAAGACCCGCUGAUGAUCAAGAUAACGCACGUCCAUGUGCACAUGCGGUACGACGCGGACUCGGAGGAGAAUGACCUGUCACUGCUGGAGCUGGAGUGGCCCAUCCAGUGCCCAGGACCUACUGUGAGAGAAGCAGCGUGGCGGCCAUGCACUGGAUGGAGGGAAGUGUGGUCACCAGAGAACACAGAGGCUCCUGGUUCCUCACGGGGGUCCUGGGCUCGCAGCCAGUAGGAGGGGAGGCUCACAUGGUCCUUGUCACCAAGGUCUCCAGGUACUCACUCUGGUUUAAACAGAUCAUGAACUAACUGAAACUCAGCUAGCCAGAAUGAACAACACAACCGGAAGCGGGAUUCCAAGCUGGCACUGCCACUGUGGAGGGCGCUGAAACUUCAUCACACACUGAGAGGCCGUCACAGCCCCAGACCACCCGCUCGGCCCACGCAGCAGCAGAGCCGCUGUUUGCUGGGUUGUUUACCGAGCACUGUGACCUUUCUUUCCCUGGAACUCUUUAUCUCAAUAGAGACCUUAAAAGAAAACAUGAGAUACGUUAAAUAAUAAAAUAAGAUAAUCUGUCAGUCAUAAAGCA
Pan troglodytes (chimpanzee) is the source of this 2050-nucleotide messenger RNA. It is a transcript of the gene PROZ, whose product is annotated as protein Z, vitamin K dependent plasma glycoprotein. NCBI's taxonomy places the organism in Eukaryota, Metazoa, Chordata, Mammalia, Primates, Hominidae. The coding region runs from base 589 to 1695 and encodes 368 amino acids. Gene Ontology annotation, molecular function: calcium ion binding; serine-type endopeptidase activity. Gene Ontology annotation, cellular component: extracellular region. Gene Ontology annotation, biological process: proteolysis; blood coagulation. The transcript is spliced from 12 exons. The record is from RefSeq and is a predicted model, not a curated record.